Messenger RNA from Zymoseptoria tritici IPO323, 4957 nucleotides. RefSeq lists its product as uncharacterized. The coding region runs from base 146 to 4957 and encodes 1603 amino acids. Gene Ontology annotation, cellular component: nucleus; cytoplasm. The transcript has 4 exons. Gene Ontology annotation, molecular function: molecular adaptor activity. Gene Ontology annotation, biological process: proteasome assembly. The record is from RefSeq and is a predicted model, not a curated record. Lineage: Eukaryota; Fungi; Ascomycota; Dothideomycetes; Mycosphaerellales; Mycosphaerellaceae.
UGCAGGUCUAAUCUCUCCUCAAUCCCCGACAUCUUCACGACUCUUCCCAUCGCCACGUCGCCUCCGACGCUGUCCCGAAUCAUCGACAUCAUGAGAUAGACGAACUCCUCAUCUGUUCAACAAACACUCACCCAUCACCGUCAAGAUGAGCGCUCCUGCACAGACGCCUGAGCAGCGUGAGCUGGCUCUGAUAGGCAAAGUGGAGAUGCGCAUAGCACUGGCCGAUACCGACGCAAAAUUGGAAUCUCUUCUCAAAACAUAUCUGGCACCGGUCCUCCUCAAACUCGCCUCCGAGCACAACAGCGUACGACAGAAGGUCAUCGCCAUCUGCCAACAUGUCAACACGCGCAUCCAGCCGCAAUCGAUUCAGCUCCCAGUCGCGGCGCUGGUCAAGCAAUUCAAGGAGCAGAAGAACACGAUGAUCCGCCACUUCGAUCUACUUUACAUCCAGCAAGGUGUCGUGCGAUUGUCAAAAGCAGACAAGGCGGAGCUGUUGCCGGUGGUGGUCAGUGGAAUCGCGCAGAGUGGAACCCAGAUGGGCCAGAUCUUCUACCUGUUUCUACGACUACUGGAAUCGUUUCCACUUCCACCACGAGGAAGCAAGGAGGAUCUAGACAUGAGAACGAAGAUGGAUCUGUCUGAGGAGGAUGCGACAUUUCUGUCAAUGCAGCUCGGGAAGUUCAUGCUAUUUGCUCCACAAAAAGGCGCGAGCAAAGUCUGUCCUGGCCUGACUCCUGAUGAGUACUCAUUCUUCGGUAUGGAUGGCAAGGAAGGCGCAUGGAAUCCUGCAGCAGGCGGGCUGAAUCUUCUUCAAACAAAGAUUCUCGCUGCAAAGUUGUUAGCCAGCGGGCUGUUUACCGACAGCGAGCGGUUCUUAGCAGCGUUGUUCGCCUCUGCAGAUCCAUCGUCUUCGAUCAGCGACGUUGGUGAUGACAUGCUCAAGCGUGCAAUGCCAGUGACUGACCUCGAAGAUGAGACUUUGAUACAGCGAUUGUUUCAGCUGUAUUUCGGAGGCUCGUCUGGCACGAAUGAUGCACCUCGAGUGAAAGCUCCUUUGCGAUUGAAGAUUCUGGGCCUGCUGAACAAGUCCACCAGGAGCACGACUUUCGCAAACAACAUCACCAAACUUGUCGCCGAUGGAGUGUCCACUUCUGGGCAAGACGGGGAGGAUGUGCUGAUCACAUCAAUCGGUAGAGAGGCCAGCAAACUACGAGCGGCCAUCUUCUCAUACAUCAAUUUUGUCGCUCGAUUUGGCGACAAGCAAUCCCUUCACGCCAUCGCUCCCCAGGUCGUUGUCAGACUACGAGACUUCAUCGAGAAUCAGGGAUGGCCGAAACCUGGACUCAACGAGGAUCUGAUAUCUCGUGCUUAUGCAUACGAAGUCAUCGGCCUGCUAUCGAAAGCCGGGCCACGCAGUGUACUUGUUGAAGAAGAACAUGCAUCUCUGGACUUGCUUCGAUGGCUCUUCGACUCUCUCGCUCAAGACGCAUCCGGGAACUCGAUCACUGUCAGCAUCGAAGAGUCGCUCUCAACAGUGCUGGGGGCCAUGAGCUCGAAACGUCUUAGAAGUACUCGCUACGUCGCAGUCCGUUUUGCGAAUAGAUGUCUACCAUACUCCUCCGUCAAAGCUCGUUGGGUCGACGUGCUCGCCAUGGGUGCCACGAGCGACCGACCCGAAGUACGAGAAGAAGGCGAGCGCGGACUAAGUCCGUACUGGUAUCGAAUGUUGAAUGGCUCGAACAUUGGCGCGGAAACACCCAAUGUGUCCUUCCCAUCCUUCGAGGCCGUCGUGGAGCAGUUCUUCAUUGUUCAGACCCAGAUUACCAGCUCUAAGGCGGAAGUACUGGUGCAGAAAGCUCGCGAACUCAACAAGUCAUCUUUCCAAUUCAUGACGAGUUUUGCUCGGCGUAUGCUUGUUACGAAGGCAUUGGAGCAGGCAAAAGUGCCCGUCAAUCUAGACUCGGAAUGGGAGCGCAGAUUGGACGCCAUGGUCGAAUCCGAUGCGCCCGCGAGAGAUGCAAUGAAGGCUCAUCUGAGCUCAGCCAUGAGCUCCUCGCCGGAGUUGCUGGACAUCUUGGUCGGCGCUUUAUUUGCUUGUGUCACGUCCGAGAGUGCAGUCUCGGAAGAUAAUCUGGUCGAGUUCCUCGCUCUCAGCCCUGAGGCUCUGAUCAAACAUCACGUCGAUCGAGCAAUGAGCAUGCUACCUACACUCAAGUCGAACAACCACACGAAGAGAAUGACUGCGGCGCAAGUGAUUGGCAUCCUUGGGUCUCAUCCAGGCUGUAAUGCUGCGCCAGUUAUAUCUGUGCUUACGGAUGUCCUACAAGACUGGCAGAAAGCAGUGGGUGCACAUCUCAGCCAUGUCCACGGCGCUAUCGUGGCUCUCGGAUUCUACUUCAGUCGAGUGGCCUGCCGAACACAGAGCGUUCCUCAAAAUUCGAACUACUCCGCGGUACUGGACAUUCUGUUCAAGAUGUUUGCGGAGACUCGGGAUUCUACGCUGCACGAGGCGAGUCACAUUGCCAUCGGACAAAUGUGCAUGUUCUCGUGCCUCACACCUGAGAGCAUCGGACAGUAUUCGGCUUUGGAGAAGGUGUCGGACAAGCUGUAUGAGCGGGCCAAGGAGGGCAACGAAAGUGCAAUUACCUGCCUGGGACAGCUAUCGAUGGUCGUACCUGAAGGCGAUGACAACCUCAAGCAUAUCGAAGAUCAUCUGCACAAACUGCACGAGAUUCGCCAGUCAGAAAUACACUUCACUGUGGGAGAGGCUUUCAGCUACCUUGCAGCUGGCUGGCAGUCGACAGCUCUCUCAACUAAACUGGACAUCGGCGUACCUGCGGACAUAUCGAUGGGUCACCCUCGAACGCAGACUUUGUCAAAGCUUGUGGAUCGAGUUCUCAAAGACUGCGCAACCACCAAGCCUGCGCUAAAGAAAGCUGCCGUCAUGUGGCUGCUCUGUUUGGUGCAGUAUUGCGGAGAAAAGAUUCAGGACCGUCUCGCAGAAUGCCAGAACGCAUUCCGACGUUGUCUUUCAGACAGAGAUGAGCUAGUGCAAGAGUCUUCAUCACGCGGAUUGGGUCUGGUCUACGAGAAGGGAGAUCGAAGUCUGAAAGAUGACUUGGUUCGCGAUCUUGUAUCAUCCUUCUCGUCCGACAAAGCUCAGUUGUCAGGUAAUGUAUCCGCUGACACCCAGCUGUUCGAGCCUGGUGCGCUACCUACCGGCGAUGGCUCCGUGUCGACAUACAAGGACAUCAUGAGCCUGGCCUCCGAAGUCGGCGACUCGAGUCUAGUGUACAAGUUCAUGUCCAUGGCCUCAUCCAACGCGAUCUGGUCCAGUCGUGCGGCCUUUGGUCGAUUCGGUCUGAGCAGAGUUCUCUCCGACUCCAGCGUGGACGGCUAUCUGGCUAACAACCCAAAGCUCUAUCCCAAGCUCUUCCGAUAUCGCUUCGAUCCGAACGGAGGUGUGCAAAGGUCAAUGAACGAUAUUUGGACUGCGUUGGUGCCCGACUCGACUGCCACGAUCGACAAGCACUUUGAUGCGAUCAUGGAGGACCUGCUGAGCAGCAUUCUCGGCAAAGAGUGGCGCGUGCGGCAAGCGUGCUGUGCUGCGAUCGCAGAUCUCGUGCAGGGCAGAUCGAUCGAAAAGUACGAAGGCUACUUGGAACAAAUUUGGACGCAGUGUUUCCGGGUCCUGGACGACAUCAAAGAGUCGGUCCGUGCGGCUGCUGCUUCACUGGCGAGGACGCUUACGGGAGUCUUGACUAGAGCAUUGGAAGCGGACCACAGCUCGACGAAGAAUGCGUCGGCGAUGUUGAAGCACGUCCUGCCUUUCCUUCUGUCGCCUUCCGGCAUGGAGUCCAGCGCGAAAGAAGUCCAGAUCUUCUCCGUUCGCACACUUCUCGAGAUCAUCAAGAAGGCCAACGGCGCCACGAUCCGCCCCUUCAUUCCUGAGCUUGUGGAGCGUCUGAUCGGCCUGUUGAGUUCUCUCGAACCAGAAGAGGUCAAUUACAUCCAUCUCAACGCCAGCAAGUACAAUCUCACCGAGCAGAAGCUAGACGAUAUGCGUCUUUCUGCCGUCCGGAGCAGCCCUCUCACGGAAGCCAUUGAGCGAUGUCUCGAUCUUCUGGACGAUGAUACCAUGAAGCUGCUAUGGCCGACACUCGAGAGUGCCAUGAAGAAUACCGUUGGAUUGCCUUCGAAGGUGGGAUCAAGUCGUGUGCUGGUCUCGCUUGCUACCCGGCGCAUGGUGCUGUUCAAGCCGUAUGCCGAUGAUGCAUUGAGACUUAUCGAAAAGCUGGUCAUCGACCGUAACGAUACUGUUGCAAGCUCAUAUGCUGCUGCUGCGGGCUAUGUCGCUCGCGGCGCUUCCGACAAGCAAAUUCUGCGAUUGAUCGGCUUCGCCAAGAAGUUGUACUUCGAAUCCGAGGGAGAUCGCGAUAUCACCUCCGGCGAGAUCAUGCUGGCCUUUGCCAAACAAGCCUCCGACAAAUUCAACGAGUUCUCCACCUCCGCCCUGCCCUUCGUCUUUGUCGCGAAACAUGACUCGCACGAGCAAGUCAAAGAGCAAUUCCAGGAUACCUGGAACGAAAGCGUAGGUGGCUCACGCGCCGUGCAAUUGUACCUAAAUGAAAUCCUCGAGUUGUGCGCCUCACACCUCGAUUCUGCGCAGUGGACGCUGAAGCACACCGCUGCUCGGGCCGUGGCUGAUGCAACGAUCGCCGUGUCGGCAUCUGAGGCUGAGAUGUCAGAUGCGACGGGCAAAGCGUUGUGGCCCGCGUUGGAGAAGGCGUUGGGCGGAAAGACGUGGGAGGGAAAGGAAGUGGUGCUCACUUCGUUUGUCAAAUUCGUCGAGGCGGGAAAGAAAUUCUACCUUGCGGACGAAAAGGUCAAGUCUGCAAUCGUUAAGGUGGGUCUCGGGCGCGCUGAUCGCAUGAUAUUCCGAGUCCGUGGUCGCUAA